This is a messenger RNA of Gopherus flavomarginatus (Mexican gopher tortoise), 6701 nucleotides long. It is a transcript of the gene UNC5D, whose product is annotated as unc-5 netrin receptor D. Lineage: Eukaryota; Metazoa; Chordata; Testudines; Testudinidae. The transcript has 17 exons. Gene Ontology annotation, molecular function: netrin receptor activity; protein binding. The record is from RefSeq and is a predicted model, not a curated record. Bases 195 to 3050 code for a protein of 951 amino acids. Gene Ontology annotation, cellular component: membrane. Gene Ontology annotation, biological process: netrin-activated signaling pathway.
GGCGCCCGGCACCCACUGACCCCCCUCCUCAAUCCCCGGAGCCUCAAAGCCCCUCCCAGGACAGCGCUCAGUAAUAAAAGGGAGGCGAGUCCCAGGCUGGCACUCGAGCCCUGAGAGCCUGACGGGAAAUUAUCCCCCUUGGCAGGGGAAGGAAAGCAGGAGUGAAGAAGCGGAAAAGGAGGUGUGGAGAGAGCAUGGGGAUACGGGCUGCAGGAGGAGGGGGGCCCGCACGCCUGAGGAGGCGGCUGCUCUUGCUGCUGGGGCUCUGCAGCUGGGCGGCUGCCCUCAGAGGAAAUGACAACAGUGAAGCCCUUCCUGAGUCUAUCCCAUCCGCUCCUGGAACAUUGCCUCAUUUUAUGCAGGAACCAGAUGAUGCUUACAUCAUUAAAAGCAACCCCAUUGCCUUGCGAUGCAAAGCCAUGCCCGCUAUGCAGAUUUUCUUCAAGUGUAAUGGUGAAUGGGUCCACCAAAAUGAGCAUGUCUCUGAGGAAAGCAUGGAUGAAAGUACAGGCUUGAAGGUUCGAGAGGUGUUCAUCAACGUGACAAGGCAGCAAGUGGAGGAUUUUCAUGGGCCAGAAGAUUACUGGUGUCAGUGUGUUGCGUGGAGCCAUUUAGGGACCUCAAAAAGUAGGAAGGCAUCAGUCCGCAUAGCCUAUUUACGGAAAAACUUUGAACAAGACCCACAAGGAAAGGAGGUUCCUAUUGAAGGGAUGAUUGUUCUGCACUGUCGGCCACCAGAGGGAGUACCUGCAGCUGAGGUGGAAUGGCUUAAGAAUGAGGAGCCCAUCAAUUCCAACCAGGAUGAGAACAUCGACACCAGGGCAGAUCACAACCUAAUCAUCCGCCAGGCCCGUCUGUCUGAUUCCGGGAACUACACUUGCAUGGCUGCCAACAUAGUGGCCAAGAGAAGGAGCGUGUCUGCAACAGUCGUGGUGUAUGUGAAUGGAGGCUGGUCGUCAUGGACUGAGUGGUCUAACUGCAAUGUGCGGUGUGGCCGAGGCUGGCAGAAGCGAUCCCGGACCUGUACCAACCCUGCUCCGCUCAACGGAGGUGCAUUUUGUGAGGGAAUGUCAGUGCAGAAAAUUACCUGCACUUCACUUUGCCCUGUGGACGGUAGUUGGGAGGUGUGGAGCGAAUGGUCAGUCUGCAGCCCGGAAUGUGAGCAUCUGAGAAUUCGGGAAUGUACAGCUCCACCUCCAAGAAACGGAGGAAAAUUCUGUGAGGGCUUUAGUCAAGAAUCUGAAAAUUGCACUGAAGGGCUUUGCAUUCAAGAUAAAAAACCUCUUCAUGAAAUAAAACCCCAAAAUAUCGAGAACGCCAGUGACAUUGCCUUGUACUCAGGCCUAGGUGCUGCAGUCGUUGCUGUAGCUGUGCUGGUAGUCGGCAUUACACUUUAUAGACGAAGCCAGAGCGAGUAUGGUGUGGAUGUGAUUGAUUCGUCUGCUCUGACAGGAGGCUUCCAGACAUUUAAUUUUAAAACAGUCCGGCAAGGUAACUCCCUGCUUCUGAACUCAUCCAUGCAGCCUGACUUGACAGUGAGCAGAACGUACAGCGGACCCAUCUGCCUGCAGGACCCUAUGGACAAGGAGCUCAUGACAGAAUCUUCACUCUUUAAUCCCUUGUCAGACAUCAAGGUCAAAGUUCAGAGUUCAUUCAUGGUUUCCCUGGGGGUGACGGAGCGGGCCGAGUAUCACGGAAAGGCACAUUCUGGAACAUUUCCCCAUGGGAACAACAGAGGCUUCACGACAGUUCAUGCUAGGAACAAAACUACAUAUAUUCAGAAUCUGUCAUCUCUUUCAACAAGAAGUGAGCUGAGAACGACUGGCAUUUUUGGCCACCUGGGUGGCCGUUUAGUGAUGCCAAACACAGGAGUCAGUUUGCUGAUACCACAUGGAGCUAUCCCUGAAGAGAGCUCAUGGGAAAUCUACCUUACCCUCAGUCAAGGGGAGUCCAGUCUACAGUCAGAAGGCACAGAAGUUCUUCUUGGUCCAGAAGUCACAUGUGGCCCUCCAGAUGUGACUGUUACCACUCCUUUUGCCUUGACUAUACCGCAUUGCGCAGAAGUAAAUUCUGAACAUUGGAAUAUUCACUUGAAAAGAAGAACACAACAAGGGAAAUGGGAGGAAGUGAUGUCCAUGGAAGAGGAAACUACUUCCUGCUACUGCCUAUUGGAUCCUUACGCCUGUCACAUUCUCUUAGACAGCUUUGGAACUUACGCUCUCGCUGGGGAGCCCAUCUCUGACUGCGCAGUUAAACAGCUGAAAGUGGCAGUGUUUGGCUGCAUGUCUUGCAAUUCGCUGGAUUACAGUCUGAGAGUGUACUGUAUAGACAACACCCCUUGUGCAUUUCAGGAAGUAGUUUCAGGUGAAAGACACCAAGGAGGACAGUUGCUGGAGGAACCUAAGUUGCUGCAUUUCAAAGGGAAUACCUUUUGUCUUCAGAUCUCUGUUCUUGAUAUUCCUCCUUUCCUCUGGAGAAUUAAACCAUUUACCGCAUGUCAGGAAGUUCCUUUCUCUCGUGUGUGGUGCAGUAACCAGCAGCCACUGCACUGUGCCUUUUCACUGGAACGUUACACUCCCGCAACCACACAACUGUCCUGUAAGAUCUGUGUUCGGCAAGUCAAGGGCCAUGAGCAGAUCCUACAGAUCCAGACGUCUAUUCUAGAGAAUGAGAGAGAAACCAUCACUUUGUUUGCACGUGAGGACAGCAACUUCCCUGCACAAACUGGUCCAAAAGCCUUCAAAAUCCCAUACUCCAUUAGACAGAGAAUAUGUGCGACAUUUGACACACCCAAUGCUAAAGGCAAAGACUGGCAGAUGUUAGCACAGAAAAACAGCAUCAACAGGAAUCUCUCUUACUUUGCUACACAAAGCAGCCCAUCUGCUGUCAUUUUGGACCUGUGGGAAGCCCGACAUCAGCAUGAUGGUGACCUUGACUCUCUAGCCUGUGCCCUGGAAGAGAUAGGACGGACACAUUCCAAAGUCUCAAAUAUUACAGAAACUCAGAUCGAGGAGACCGACUUCAGCUACAGCAGGCAAAAUGGACUUUAGUCAUCUCUUUUCCAUUCAAGAACUGAUGGCCAGCUUUGACUUUAACAUUAACGAAUUUCUACAAGCAGGGAAGAAAUAAGGGUUUUAUGCACAUUGCAUACAGGCAAUCAGACCUUCAUUUCUACCACCUGUUUUUUAUUUGAAGGAGCAGAAGAAACCCCAAAGUAAAUCACCACAGUAACAAGGAAAAUGCAAUCAUCUCUGUGACUCCACAAUCCUCCCAGAAUUAAAACUCAUGUGAGAGUAAUGAAAAUAGUCUACUUUUCUAUGAUUCCCAGGGGGUGAGAGGGUGGGGAAGCUGUAGAUGAUAACAGUAGAUAUUGUGACACUGUAUUAAAGAAACAGUAAUGCAUCUCAGAGAAAAAUAAAGAAGGCAGUGAUGAUGCUCUAUGAUCAAGAGGUUAUUGAACAUUUAGAGCUACUAGGCUCUCUGGGUUUCAAGAUUUGACCACAUGGCUUGAUUCUCCAUUGCCUUGCACUUUGUCAAUUUACAAUUAAAAAGGUACAAAAUACUACCAUGCUGAUUUGGUAGCACUGUGCAUUCACUUUAUACUGGUGUAAGUGAACUCCAAAUAUUGCAGGGCUACAGAAAAUCAGACCCAGGGUAUUCAGCCAUCCAGUGAAUUGGAACCUAUACUGUUUCAUUUAUAUAGCCAAUCCGCUUCAAAAUUUGAUCAUGUAAUUAACAUACACAUUUGCUGCAGAAUUUUCCUGGCCCUUCUAAUAGCAAAAAGUCUCCCAAACUCUUAUGUGAAGUUGUUCCGUUUCAUGCAGUAAAAAGCAGCAUUUUUGUAACAACCAACUGCAGUACUGGGAAUAGCCAUAUCUGUUUUAGCAAAUUGGUACUUUUUUGCAUUGCUCCUAAUUUCAGGACUAAGCCUAAAAAGUCAAAUCAAAGCAGUGUAACUUUGACCUGGUUUCAGGUGGAAAUAAUCAAAAUUACAAUGUUGGAUUUAUUGUUCCUGAUUGAUAGAAACCAAGCCAAAGGGCACACCCAGAAAUUGGCCCACUUUCAUCCUAAAGGUUUUGUGCUCUGUGGCAGAGUUUCACAAUCUUAAAAUCUGAGCUCAGCACUAAACCAGAUGGAAGCAUUGAUGUUGACACCAACCACGAAACAGUUGAGAUAGGCUUUCCACCAUUCCCCCCCCCUGCCCCACACCCACCCAAUACCUUUUAAAAGAAGCUACAAUAAGUUUAAAAAAAUGCUGUCUCAUGUCUGGUGUUCUGCACCAUAUACUGUUUAGAUCUUCUAAUGGACUUCUGUCCAUGAAAUCUGUUUGCCAUAAUCGGCACUUGGGCUGAUUUAAAACAGAUCAUCAGUACUGGUGGUGUGGGCACAAGUCUGUGUAGUUCAGGAGCAUCUGUCAUUGGAACCCAUUUCAAGAAGAUGCAAGAGAAUUAAAUAUAUAUAUUUUUAAUUUUCUCUGGCAGAUUUUACAAAUAGGGUUGGGAGCAGCCUGACAAACCAAAAAGUAGUUUACAGAACAUGCACCCUAAUGAUUAUCUGAAGCUAUUUCUUCAAAUAAAGUUGCAGCUGUGGUUAUACAAUUAACAACCUCCUUCCAAGCAGUGAUUUAGCAAGUAGCUGUUCAUUUUCACUGAUCUCCAGUAUAAACCUUCCUUGCUUCACCUGCUCACCAGUCUAGAAUAAAUAUUUAGACAAUCCCACUGAGAAACAUGGGCUUGGAAUAUUUCUUGCAUUUCAUUUCAAGCAACAUAUUGUGAGAGGUGGUUUUUUGUUGUUGUGGUUUUUGAAAAGUACCUUCCUUUUGGCAAUGGGAAACAGUGAUAGCUCUUAACCUUAAUUUUGUUAAUCUUAAAUGUGCUUAACAGCCUAUUCCUCAAAAAAGUAGCCAACCUAUCACUGUUGUCAUAGCACAUGGCUCUCUUUCUCCUUUUGUCUAGUACAGAAGAGGAGGAACUGAAGUUACUAGACACACAAUUCAAAAAGUCAGGGAUAAAAAGUUCCGGCGAUGACACCAAGAGAAAAGAAUAGUAGUUAAAAUGUGCUGCAGUUUUCUUGAAAACAUACUGAAGUAGAUUUCUCUCAGCUUCUACCCGUACACAAGUUUAUUUUGGUAACUAAUCUAAACUAAUUUGAAAAAGCAAAGUGCUGGAAAAGUUAUCAAACUAAAGAUUCCUAAAGUCUCUCUCUAUAUAUAUACAGUAAUGUAUUUGUCAUUCCAAAUGUUCUGAAUGUGUUUCCUUAGUGAUUUCCAAAUAUGUCUGAUACACACAAAGCAUAUACGGGGUUGAGGGAACUGCUCCAGGGAAUCUGGAGUGUAAAGGUUUUCUCAGAAAAAUGUGGUGUUUACUGUAUAGAACUGUAGCUGUUUCUAAAAGAAAUGCCACUCAGAGCACCUGAACCCUGCUUACUGAUAUUCAUCAUGUGGAUAAGGUUACUGAAUGCCCUGUGAAGUCUGUUUAGCAAAAGUUGGUCCCUUAUUAGGAAUCAAAGAACAUGCACUGUUUGAGUUGUUCAAAAGCACUUCUGGAGAAGGUCUUCAUACUAAAGGGAGCUGAGUUGUAAACCAAAAUCUACAGACUGAUCCAAUGACCAUUGAGGUCAAAGAUUGUUUUACCACCAUUGAUUUCAGUGGGCUUUGGAUUAUGCACCUAAAGAGGACCAGCUCUGAAAGUUAGUUUCUUGCAAUCUUUUAGAUGCAUGAAACUCAGACUUCAGGCUCUAGCCCGAGUUAAAAGACUCUCUUGUGUUGCUCAGUAGUGUUGUUUUUCUGUUGUUUCCUUUUGGUUUUGACCCUUUUUGCUCAUUUUUGCCAAAUUUCCUUGUUUGUCUUUGAGUCAUUUCAAUUAAGAAUUCCAACCUUUUCUAAAUGCAUGGUGGUUCUGAUGCCCUUGUAACAUGCAAGCAAGCUGGAACUGGAAAUGCCACAGAAUGAGACCUUAAUUAGAAUAAAAAAGAGUUGACUGCUGAUCUCAGUGUUGAGGUUAAAGUGGUAACCAGAUUCCUGGCCAGCUUACCUCCAAUGUGACCCUAUCCAGCAGCAUGUCAGAAUCAUAGCAGGAUGAUGAAAUAAGAUAACUCCUGCCCCCUUUCUCCAUAUACAAGCUCAUCCACCCCACCCCAAAAGAACAAUUUUUAAUAUUUGCAAAAUAUAGUUACUUAUUUUUGUGCCCCUCUCCACUUCCUUCUUUUUGUCUAUUACGAGGAAUAGAUACGCCAUCACUGACAGUAUUUUUCCUAAUCACGCAAAAGCAGGAAGGUGCCGGAAAUCUCAGCAUUUCCAGACCAAAGAGUUUUAGAGAAGAGUCCCAGUAAUCCUCUCAUCUAGACUGAAAUUUAAAACCAUUUGAUGUUUACCCAGUAAUACUGGAACACAACCAAGAACAGCCCCAGAAAGUAGUCCAGACAUGUCAUCUCUGAUGAGUUAGGCCAGGCUCCUACUUGGUUAUUCUAUCUCCCCUCCGUGUCCACACACUAAACCAUUUCACACUUGAGUUUAGUGGUGCUUUAAACACAAGCUAGCUGGCCUAGCUAGGGGUAUAGACUAGAUCUUAGGUGCUGAUUUUGCUUGGGCUAGUAACCCACUUUGCAUUAAGGACUCAGGCUAACUUCCUAGAGUGCUGAGAGUCCUCCAGUGCCUUCCCACAAUUCUAUCACAUGCCCAGGUUACACUAGUUAUUCCACAA